Zea mays is the source of this 1245-nucleotide messenger RNA. RefSeq lists its product as uncharacterized. Bases 1 to 891 code for a protein of 296 amino acids. The transcript is spliced from 2 exons. The record is from RefSeq and is a predicted model, not a curated record. NCBI's taxonomy places the organism in Eukaryota, Viridiplantae, Streptophyta, Magnoliopsida, Poales, Poaceae.
AUGGGAUGUGCUGCUUCCAGGUUAGAAGAUGAGGAGGCUGUCAAGAUGUGCCGGGACAGAAGGGACUUGAUCAAGCAGGCACUGGAGCAGCACAACCGAUUUGCAUCUUCACCGUGGGACUUCUUCUGGAACCCAUUCUCAUCACUGGACAGCUUUACAUAUCCCCGCCCUCGGAGUAGCUAUGACAAUGUGGUCACUGAUGAUGAACUCGUGAGGUUACAACGGGUACGAGAGGAGGAAGGAAUCCCAGAACUUGAAGAGGAAGAUGAUGAGUGUCAAGAGCAUGUACAGAUGGACAGAAAAGAGGAAAAAGAAGAGCACGACAAUGCAGAUGAUGAUGAAGACGAUGAUGAAGACGAUGGCGAGGAAUGUGAGCAUUCAGAUGAGUGUAUGGUUUCUAAUGUGAAUUUCGAUGCCAAUAUGAAGCAAGAAACAAAGGGAUUUGAAUCCAAAGGUAUUCAGUGUACUGAAGCACCAGAACCUUGCAAGACAGUAGAACUUGAGAUAAAGGCACACAAGAAAGAGUUGAUGAGAAACAGAGUAGCAAAUGCAGAAGAAACUCCUGGUUUCAUAGUAUAUCUGAAUCGAAGGCCAGCAAGCUUGGUUGAGGCCAUGAAGGAUAUCGACUGUCAGUUCUCAGGGAUAUGUGACGCUGCUCGGAAAAUCUCAGUAAUGUUGGAUGCAAGUAGAGCUCAGUACUCAACCUCAAACGAUCUUUCUGGUACUGUUUUUAUGAUCCACACUGAAAUUACUCUUAAAGAUCCAGAUUUGACACUUACUGAACAUUGCUUGCCAAUUGUGUAUUGCAGCGAAGAUGCUGAACCCAGUUGCACUUUUGCGUUCUGCGUCAUCCCAUUCAUCAUCAUCUCGUUUCCUUCUUGCUCCCUCUAGCUCAAUAGAUGAUCUCUUUGACAAUGAGACUAGCAGCUGCUACUCUGAAGAAUCUUGCAGUACCAUGUCUGGAAGUCACCACUCUACCUUGGAUAGACUCUAUACAUGGGAGAAGAAAUUAUACAAAGAAGUAAAGGCAGGUGAGCGGUUAAGAAUCGAGUAUGAGAAGAGGCUGACACAUUUGAGGAACCAAGAUGUGAAAGGCGAAGAACCUACCUCUGUUGAUAAGACUUGUGCAGCAUUGAGAAGCUUGCAUACUCGGCUGAAGGUGUCAAUACACACAGUUCAGUCGGUAUCAAGGAGGAUUGAAAUUCUAAGGGAUGAGGAGCUGCAUCCUCAGCUUAUGGAGUUGAU